CAUGGUAACAAUGAUGUCAACUGUGAUACUUUGAAGUACAAUGUAAACCUCAUGAUUAUAAGAAUAUGAUAAUCAUUCAGUAUUAAGAUCUAACAGCAUGACUGUACCGCCUUAGAAGUGUUUUACACAGAUUUAUUUCAUGAACCCUGCCCCAUUAACCUACUUUCCUUUUCAGCUUUCCUUUCCAUAAAAGGCCACUACAGAGAGUGUGUAAAGUGUUUACUGUUUCAUCUGAUUUCUGUAAUAACUGCUCGUAUGAUCCUCUGUGUCAGAUGUUGGUGUAAUGUUGAUUUUAAUCUCAGGUUUAUCGGUGAGGAAUCGUCUGCUGCUGGAGUGAAGUGUGAACUGACAGACCACCCUACGUGGAUAAUCGAUCCCAUCGACGGGACGUGUAACUUUGUGCACAGUUUCCCCAUGGUGGCAGUGAGCAUCGGCUUCGCUGUAAGGAGAGAGCUGGAGCUCGGCGUCAUCUAUCACUGUUUCGAUGGGACUCUGUAUACGGCCAGGAGGGGACACGGAGCCUUUUGCAACGGUGUGCGCCUACAGGUGUCGAAAGAAAAAGACGUGUCGAAGGCCCUCAUUCUCACAGAGAUCGGCGCCAAGAGAGACCCUGCAACCCUGGAUAUCUUUUUAGGAAAUAUGAAGAAGAUGUUGAGCGCCCCUACACACGGUGUGAGGAUCAUCGGCAGCUCGACGCUAGCGCUCUGUCACAUCGCUAGCGGCGCGGCCGAGGCCUAUUACCAGUACGGUCUGCACUGCUGGGACAUCGCAGCGGCCGCGGUCAUCAUCAGAGAGGCCGGCGGACACGUCAUGGACACCACAGGAGGCCCGCUCGACCUCAUGUCCAGACGGGUGGUGGCCGCUGGGACGCGUCAGAUCGCAGACUAUGUGGUCAAGCAGCUGCACCCCAUAAACUACGGCCGUGACGACACUGACCCCUGAGUGACCUCUGACCCCAUCCCAAGCCUUUUACCUCGGAGCACACAAUCCUGCCACAUCACAGCUGCAGUCUCCUUUUAACACCUCCAUCCGUUAACAUCCUCUGAUUUCUGUGUUACGUCACUGGAAACAGAUUAAUUGUAAUCACUGGAACCAUAUUUAACUUUGUCCACCUUGUAGUUUAUGAAAUAGCUUGAUCCAUGGAAAUAAUGUUGGCAUGUUGAACACUGGACGUGGCUUCAGAAGCCUUGAAAUCACAAGGAUGCUGCUGAUGCCAAGCUCAGCCCGAUUGAUUUUACAUUAAGAGAUGGAAAUAUCUGCUUUGGAUCGAAGACGAGCAGCUGGUUAUGAUUCCUGCAGAUAUUACAGUCGUGAAAUACUCGCCGCUAAUCAGAUCACCACUCAGGAAUUAAACUGUUAGUUUAGAUAGAGCUGAAGAUUACCUAGCUGUCUGUGAACAAACGCUGAUCAAACCCUUCGCUAAUCAAUCAAACGUAUUCCUGGAAAAUAUCUUAACGUCAUUAAAUGUUUUUAAUGAAGCCUCAUCAAGGCUGUAUUUAUUUGAUCUAAAAACAAACUGUAAAAACAGUAAUAUUGUGAAAUAUUACAAUUUGGAAUAACUGUUAAAUU
Molecule: messenger RNA, 1569 nt
Organism: Carassius auratus (goldfish)
Lineage: Eukaryota; Metazoa; Chordata; Actinopteri; Cypriniformes; Cyprinidae
Product: inositol monophosphatase 2-like
Exons: 6
Coding region: 256-942 (228 amino acids)
Biological process (GO): inositol metabolic process; phosphatidylinositol phosphate biosynthetic process; signal transduction
Molecular function (GO): inositol monophosphate 1-phosphatase activity
Source: RefSeq, a predicted model, not a curated record